AAUUGACAGUUAGCAAAGUGUUACUAGAACAUUAGACAAUUGUGUAUGUGACAACUUUAAUUUAUUUGUUAUUUUAACAUUGUAAUGUUGAAGAAUGUCAACCACAACUAGAAACACAAAAAAAUCAUCGAAAACAUCAGUUACUAAACGGAGAAAAUCUUCUUCUAGUAAACGAAAGAACAGUAAAGGAGAUACUUCGUCUAUACAAUCGCUGACCGAAAGCAAUUCUGGUGAAAUUUCAAAGGACAGUCAAAUAAGUUCAAUAAAAUCUUUAAUAGACUAUCAGGAAGAAGUGACGAUGAUUUUCUUUCGAAGUAUGCUUCCUAUUAUUAUUGAGAAAUGGGAGGUGAUUUCACCCGAAACCGAAAUAGCUUCGAUUAGUGCGGAAUCUUUAAAAGUAGACGAUAUUAAUGACAUUAGCGAAACCGACUUGCGAACUCUUGAUUUAACGACAUCGGUAAUGGAAAAUUCAAAGUUUCUGGAAAGUACCGAACUCAUUACAGUACCCAGUUUGCAGAAAGAAUCCAAGGAAGGAGAAUCUUCUACAAAAUCAGGAAAAUUCACCUCACAAUCUAAUCUGGAGGGCACGGAAACGGGCGAAACAGUAAAAACAGAAUCAUCAUACCUCUUUACCGUUGAUAGUGUCAAAGUAAUGUUUAAAAACGGUAAUUAUUAUCAAGGUCCCAUUUACCGAACCUUAUUUCACGGAAUUGGGAAAUUUGUUUGGAAAGACGGAACACAAUAUGAAGGUGAAUUUAGAAAUGGGGAAAUAACAGGAAAAGGAAUAUUAAUUUACUCUGAUUUGAGCUACUACAAAGGAGAUUUCUGUAAAGGCAUUUUGAAUGGAAAAGGUAUUAAAUUUAUUCAUUCCUCUGCGAUGCUCUACAAUGGAGAGUGGAAAAGAGGAAAAAAACAUGGCAAAGGAUGGCUAUUGUACAAACCUGGAGUUUGGUAUGAUGGGGAAUGGGCUGAAGAUUAUUAUGAAGGAUACGGAAUGAGACGUUACGAUUCACACAUGUCGUAUAAAGGACACUGGUUAAAAGGAUUACAGCAUGGAGCGGGGACGAUGGUCUGGCAAAAUCAUGACAUCUAUAUAGGUGAAUGGAAAGAGGGGUUGAUGAACGGUUAUGGAGAAUACACAUGGAAUGCCAUAUUAACCAGAACAUUAAUUUUUCCAAUACGAAAUAGUUUUAAAGGUUCAUGGUUACAAGGAAUGCGCGAUGGAGCAGGAAUAAUGGACUUUGGGACAGAAGGAGGGGCAAAACUUGCCGGCAUAUGGCAGUGUGAUUAUAAACAUGGCCCUGGUGUUUUUAUUUGUGGAAACGGAAAAUCAGUCGAAGGUGAUCCACUAUUUGUAUUCGAUAAGCCUGCAAAUACCCAUUCAGCUCACAUAUAUAUGAACUUUUUUGCGCCAAAAAGUAGUGAAAAAAGUGACGGUACUACUGAUAAUCUCGUAAUAAUACCAUCAAAAACACUAAAUGAUGAUGGGGAAAAAUGCAAAAAAAACCUCAACGAACUUUUAAAUGCGAUCAACGAAACUACAGGUACAACUACCAAUAUGAAGAGCGAACCCUAUCAAAUAGUUGGCAUAGACAUGUAUGCAGCACCUGAAGAAAUUGAUAUUGCGAAUUAUUUAACAUUUAUUAUAGAUCAUCUAGAGGAAGAUAAACAUACAAAAUCUUCCGAAAUUGACAAAGCUUUACAGGCAGAUGAUGUACAUUUUACUACUUCUACUGACCUUGGUUUAUGGGCAAGUUCUGUCGCAACUGGUAAAAAAUUUGUAAAAAUCGUAGAAGCCAGGCUAAAUCCACCAAAAGAAAAUGAAGUGGAGAAUGAAACGGAAUUUUCACCUGAACUGGAGGAACAACGAUUUCGGGAGAUUAUAAUAAAGCGUAUGCUGUCCUUACAGGAUGUGUACAAAUAUUAUGCCACUCUAACAUCACAGAAGACAACUAAUUAUAAUGUUGUUAUGGUCCGUUUGCUGCUUUGGCAGUUUUUUCGAGAUAUAGGAAUUUUACAUUACAAUUACAGUAUAGAUGAAUUGGAUAUGUUGCUAAAUAAAAACGAUGCGUGUAAUUUAGAAACAGAACACUACCCCUUUGAGAAAAUUUACUUUUGGCAAUUUUUGCAUGUAAUUAUUACAUUAGCAUUACAUAUUUACAUGGUUAAACAGAAAAUCGAAUUUGACACCAGUGAAGGGAUACUUGCUGGCGUUUUUACAAAAUUUUUAGAUGAAAUUGUACUGCCAAAGUUUGGAAAAAGUAGAGCUUACUGUCUGUUUGAAUACAGAGAUCUGUUACCUAUCAGAAGUGCUUACUUACUUUAUAGAAGUUUUGGGGAAUCCAAAUCGGCAAAGAUGUUCCUUUCUAAGACAUGUAUACGAAAAAACCAAAUUCCUCCAUGUUAUUUAACUUUUCAAAAGGAUAAAAUUCAUAAGAGAUUAUAUAGUGGCAUCAACAGUGCUUCUGUGGGAAAUAACGUUAUUUUUAUACCAGGUGAAGAACCAAUAGUUUCACAAUCAGAAGAAGUAGUUCCGAUUAUUGAAGAUCAACAAUUUCAAGACAAUAUGAUUAUAUUUAGACUACUUGGUCCAAAGAGGGUUCGCAAAUGUCUAGAAGAUGUCUGUCCAAACAUUGUAAAAGAUGAGACGAUAGUUAACAUGGACUAUCCAUUGUCAUUUAUUGAGUUUUAUGAUUUGUUAUUGAAAUGUGCUUUUAUGUGGGUUGAUAAAAUUAAAGCUAGAGAACGGCGCUUAGAAAGCAAGAAAAAUGUGCAGAUAGAUUUGCCACCACAACAAAAAAAGAUUAAUAUUAAAGCUAAAAAGAAAUAAUUUAACAAUAUCAUAUUUUAAAAUUAUUUUGAAUAAGUGUUUUAUUUUUUAUUUCAUAUAACCCAUUUACAUUUUCUUAUAAAUGCCCGACAACUUAUGUAUAUUAUACGUUG
This is a messenger RNA of Agrilus planipennis (emerald ash borer), 2943 nucleotides long. RefSeq lists its product as uncharacterized. The transcript is spliced from 10 exons. Bases 95 to 2830 code for a protein of 911 amino acids. The record is from RefSeq and is a predicted model, not a curated record. NCBI's taxonomy places the organism in Eukaryota, Metazoa, Arthropoda, Insecta, Coleoptera, Buprestidae.